Molecule: messenger RNA, 686 nt
Organism: Suillus discolor
Lineage: Eukaryota; Fungi; Basidiomycota; Agaricomycetes; Boletales; Suillaceae
Product: AAA domain-containing protein
Exons: 4
Coding region: 24-611 (195 amino acids)
Source: RefSeq, a predicted model, not a curated record
UAUAACUCUUGACUCACACUAUCAUGAUGAGUAUCCCGUCGCUGCUUGGUGACGGUAAGGGCAACUAUAGAAUUCAUGUUGUAGGCAAUAGUGGCACUGGCAAGUCAACCGUCAGCGCGUACAUUGCCACUAAACUCAAUGUGCCACAUAUUUCCCUGGAUGCACUUCUCUGGGGACCCGGGUGGACAACCCCUUCAGAUGACGAGUGCAAGGAAAGAAUUAUUGCUGCGAUGGCACAGGAUUCCAGAGGAUGGGUGAUUGACGGCAACCACCGCGACACGGUCAUUUCGGAACAUGCAACAGAUGUCAUUUGGCUCGAUCCCCCUCUAUGGCUCUACUUGCCACGAAUCCUUUGGCGUACGCUUCUUCGCUUAUUGAAGAUAAUCCCAAGCUGCGCGGAAGGGUGCAAAGAAACUUGGGGAGAAGUCCUAUCCACGAAGGGUAUCAUCUGGUACUGCAUUUCCCAACAUGGAUAUCGCAAACAAAGGUACGGCGAAAUGCUCGCUCAUACCUCGAUUGCAAAAGGAGGAAAAAUGAGGCGCCUUAACGAGUGGGACGGCGAUUUGACGAUAUGGAAGGCUGGACUGGAGGAGAUGCUACGCGCGCACUAAGUACUAAGUAGUCUCCUCGUUGUAAAGUACUCUUACUAAUUGGUCCGGUAUUCGUAAUUCGACUCAUGGUGUGAC